AUGUCUGAAACAACUACUACAUCUUCAGCUGGUACUGGAACAACAACCAUAACACCAGGACAAACGGGUACCACGAUAUCUGCAACAAGUACGACGUCUUCAACAGGCACUGGUACCACUACAAUGGCACCAGAACGAACAGGUAGCACGAUAUCCGAAACAACUACUACGUCUUCAACUGGUACCGGAACAACAACCAUAACACCAGAACAAACGGGUACCACGAUAGCUGAAACAACCACUACAUCUUCAACAGGCACUGGUACCACUACAAUGACACCAGAACAAACAGGUAGCACGAUCUCUGAAACAACUACUACAUCUUCAACAGGCACUGGUACCACUACAAUGACACCAGAACAAACAGGUAGCACGAUAUCUGAAAUAACUACUACGUCUUCAAUUGGUACGGGAACGACUACAAUAACACCAGAACAAACGGGUAGCACGAUAUCGGAAACAACUACUACAUCUUCAACUGGCACUGGUACCACUACAAUAACACCAGAACAAACGGGUACCACGAUAUCUGAAACAACCACUACAUCUUCAACAGGCACCGGUACCACCACAAUGACACCAGAACAAACAGGUAGCACGAUAUCUGAAACAACUGCCACAUCUUCAGCGGGUACUGGAACAACAACAAUAACACCAGAGCAAACGGGUAGCUCGAUAUCUGAAACAACUACUGCAUCUUCAACAGGUACUGGUACCACUACAAUAACACCGGUACAAACAGGUAGCACGAUAUCUGAAACAACUACUACGUCUUCAAUUGGUACUGGAACAAGUACAAUAACACCAGAACAAACAGGUAGCACGAUAUCUGAAACAACUACUACGUCUUCAAUUGGUACUGGCACCACGACAAUAACACCGGAACAAACAGGUAGCACGAUAUCUGAAACAACUACUACGUCUUCAACUGGCACUGGUACCAGUACAAUAACGCCAGGAGAAACGGGUAGCACGAUAUCUGAAACAACUGCUACGUCUUCAACUGGUACUGGUACCACUACAAUAACACCGGCGGAAACAGUUAGCAAGAUAUCUGAAACAAGUACUACAUCUCAAAUUGGUACGGGAACAACAACCAUAACACCGGAACAAACAGGUGGCACGAUCUCUGAAACAACUACUACCUCUUCAACUGGUACCGGAACAACAACCAUAACACCAGAACAAACUGGUACCACGGUAUCGGAAACAACUACUACAUCGUCAACAGGCACUGGUACCACUACAAUGACACCAGACCAAACAGGUAGCACGAUAUCUGAAACAACUACUACAUCUUCAACAGGCACUGGAACCACUACGAUAACACCAGAACAAACCGGUAGCACGAUAUCUGAAACAACUACUACGUCUUCAAUUGGUACGGGAACGACCACAAUAACACCAGAACAAACGGGUAGCACGAUAUCGGAAACAACUACUACAUCUUCAACUGGCACUGGUUCCACUACAAUGACACCAGAACAAACCGGUAGCACGAUAUCGGAAACAACUACUACAUCUUCAACUGGCACUGGUUCCACUACAAUGACACCAGAACAAACCGGUAGCACGAUAUCUGAAACAACUACUACGUCUUCGAUUGGUACUGGAACAACUACAAUAACACCAGGACAAACAGGUAGCACGAUAUCGGAAACAACUACUACAUCUUCAACUGGCACUGGUACCACUACAAUGACACCAGAACAAACCGGUAGCACGAUAUCUGAAAAAACUACUACGUCUUCAAUUGGUACGGGAACGACUACAAUAACACCAGGACAAACAGGUAGCACGAUAUCUGAAACAACUACUACGUCUUCAAUUGGUACUGGCACCACGACAAUAACACCGGAACAAACAGGUAGCACGAUAUCUGAAACAACUACUACGUCUUCAACUGGCACUGGUACCAGUACAAUAACGCCAGGAGAAACGGGUAGCACGAUAUCUGAAACAACUGCUACGUCUUCAACUGGUACUGGUACCACUACAAUAACACCGGCGGAAACAGUUAGCAAGAUAUCUGAAACAAGUACUACAUCUCAAAUUGGUACGGGAACAACAGCAGUUACACGAGAGGAAACCGGGAGCACGUUGUCGGCGAUAGCUGGAAUUUCAUCGGGUGGAACGGCAACUUUAACGUCGUACCUGAACUUAAGUAGUACGGGUAGCGGGUCUGAAGUAACUACUAUAUCGAGUUUUCCAGGUACAUGUUGUUACGAUACCAACGAAGCAUCUCUAAUUACGUCUGGUCCAUUUGCUGGAUCUGUUCUUGAUGCGUCAGCAUUAGAAUCAUUACGAUAUAAAAGAAAUCGGCCACAACGCAUCAAAGAACGGGAUGACUGUUGUAUAGCAAGAAAUGGUACAGUUGAUUGGUCGAGCUGGUGUAAUUUAUAUUAUGAAAUUAGACCACCAAGUAUAUGUGAUGGUUAUGAACCACCGUCACAAGCUUGGUUCGGUGGUGAUCCACAUAUACUAACAUCUGAUAAUAAUGGUUAUAGUUGUAAUGUAUUUGGUUCGUUUAUAUACGCUGAAACAACGAGUGAUGCAAAUAGUACAGCUAAUAAUAAUAUGAGCACAGGUUCAACAUUUCUAAAACCUUUACAAAACAAUGAAUUAUUUUCAAUUAUUGCUCGAACAAGUAAAACUCCAUCACGUUUGCGACUCGAUCAAUUUUUUAACCAACAAAUAACUUAUUUUUCAUCAUUUUCAAUGUAUCUUGGAUCAAAUCGUGAUGUAAUAAUUGAUGUUGAUAUUAAUUCAACAAAUAGUUAUCAAUUCAAAGUAAACUACUUACUUAAAAAUGAAAAUAGAUCAAUAAAUCCAUUCACUACACAAUAUGAUCUUGUUGAAUAUUACUAUUAUCCAACAUCAUUAAAUGAUUCAUCAGAAUUUGCAUUUUCAAUAAGUAAAGAAAACCAAACAAUAACAGCAAUUAGUUGGAAUACAUAUAGUUCAAACAAUAAAACUCUACCAGUACAAAUUCAAGUACCAAAAUUAACUAUAUCGAUUUGGUCUGGCUUAGCUAUGCAAUGUUACGUUAUAACAAAUAAUAUGGCAUGUACAUUAUUAUUACCACAAAAAUAUUAUGGUAAUGUUCGAGGUCUUGCUUUUGGUGUUAGUACAAGCGAUUCAAGUCAAUAUUGUGCUAAUUAUUCACUUGUACCAAAUGAAACUGAACAACAAUCAUUAACAAGUACUAGUGUUUUACAAUGGUUUAAUACGGCUGCGUCUAUUUCAUAUCAAAGUUAUAUAAAUAAUUUGGCAUGUCCAAUGAAUAAAACAUCGUCAACAUACUAUUUUUGUUUACAAGAUACACUUCUUUCUCAAUCACCUCUAUUAGGACAAUUAACUGUGAAAAGUUCAACUGAUUACCAAUCAGCGAAUUUGUUUCUUAGUAAAAAUCCUCCAAUAGUGACAUUACAAUCUCCAGCAUCAUUUAAUACUCCAUAUACAUAUUUCCUAACAAUACGGCAUAAUGAUACAUUUAAAAAUCAAACAAAUGCUACUAUAAAUGUGAUAAUUGAUCGAAAUACAUCCAUUAAUGUUCAAAUACGUGAUUCAAACACUAGUGUUCCAAAAGAUUGUACCAACCAAGGUUCAUUUUACUCUUGUCCCUUUGCAUAUACAAACGAAAAUAGAAACCAAAUUCAAUUAACAAUUAUUGCAAAUGAUAUAUUGAAUACUUUAACAACUUAUCAAAGAAUUCAAUUAAUUGUUAAUGAAUGUGUUAAUGGUCGAGCAAUAUGGAAUAAUCCAACUAUUUUAUCAUCAACAGUUAGAGUUUUAUUUUGUAUAUGUGAUGAAUAUUAUGUUGACUAUUGCGAGAAACCAGUUGGUUGUAGUGAUAUGACUGCUUGUGUAUUAAAUUUUCUUCCAAGUAUAACUUGUACGACUAAUAGAACUGAAAUAUCAAUAAAUUCUACACAAACACCAUAUCAAUGUAUAAAUAACAUAACAUUGAUACCUUGUUCGAAUGAUUCAGCAUGUUGUAAACAAGGUUAUCAAUUUCACAGUGAUGUACAACAAUGUUUAUUUCGACCAGUUUGUAAUGAAACAAUAUGUGGUGCAAAUAAUAUUUGUCAAAAUACUGAAUUAAAACCUAAUGGAUAUAUUUGUAUGUGUAACGAUGGUCAAAUUUUCGAUGGAACAACAUGUAUUCAAAAGAAAAUUUGUAAUGAUGCAUCAUUAUAUCCAAAUGGUAUUUUACCAUGUACAGGAGCAUUUGAACAGGGUAUUGAUUCAGGAAAUCAAUGUAUAUGCCAAUGUCGAUUAGGUUUCACAAAUUCGUCAAAUGUUUGCAUAAGUACAUCAACAAAUAUAACGUGCAAUAGUACGACUAAUGUUUGUUCUAAUAGUUCAAUAUCAUCAAAUGUUUUCUGUCAAUAUCGAACACAAACUUACAAUACUAGUACCAAUACAUGUCAAAACACUUUUUGUUUAAACUAUUGUCAAAAUGGUACCUGUUCCGUUGGUGCACAAGGAUAUACUUGCAGUUGUCGUCCUGGAACACAUCUUGAUUAUGCAUUAAAUUGUGCUGUAUGUGAAAGUGGAGUAGCUGGUCCUAAUUGUUCAUUACUAUGUGAUUGUGAAUUUGGACAAUGUAACGUUAAUGCAACAAGUGAAACAGAUAAAUGUUCAUGUGCAUCUGGUUACACAGGUUUAAAAUGUGAUCAAUAUAUUAACUAUUGUGAUCCACAAAACGAUACGUGUAAUAGCGUUGCAACAAAUCGUGUUUGCAAACUUACACCAACUAAUCAUGAUAGAUAUAAACAAGAGAACGCUUAUGAGUGUCCUUGUAAAACUGGAUAUCAACAAGUACCAGGAACUGAUAAUUGUAUAGAUAUUGAUGAAUGUGCUGUGGCUUCUACAACAGAAAAUAUUUGUUCGGCAGAUACGACAUCAUGUCAUAAUUUAAAUGGUUCAUAUAGCUGUGCUUGUAAUUCAGGUUAUGUAAAAGAUAAUUCAACAACUACUGAUGCAUGCGUUGAUGAAGAUGAAUGUACAACUGAUGAAUCUGCAUGUGAAUCAUAUACUAAUUCCUAUUGUGUUAAUCUUAGACCAUAUUUUGAAUGUCGUUGUCGUGUUGGUUAUGCACCAGAUGGUGAUUAUAAUCAAAUGUAUGCUGCUUUGAAAGAUAAUCAAACAUGUAAAAUUUAUAAUAAAUGUGCUGCAAAUCGUAUUGAUUGUGGUGGUGGAAUAUGUGUUAAUAAUACAAAUUCAAAUGAUUUGUUACCUACUUGUUAUUGUAAUAAUUCAUUAAUACUUAUUCAAUUAUUGGUAGGAAAAUAUGAUUGUAUUUGUCCAUCUAAUACACAUUAUUAUAAUGGAGGAGUAUGUACAAUUCUACCUAAUCCAGCACUAGGUCUUGUUGGAGAAUCAACAUUUCUUAUUAGAGUCAGUUGUAAUAAUGGAACUGCUAUAAUCGAUGAAAUAAUUAGAAGAUUUAAUGAAACAUUCAAAUGGCCAUACUACAUUACAAUUCGAAACAAUACAGCAGAUUGUGAUGAAUCGAAUCAACAAGAUUUAAUGUUUGAUAUUACAACUGAUAAUAAUAUAACAGUACAAAAUGAUGUCUUCGAAUUACUUGAAAAUAUAACAGCAAAUCUUAAUCUUGACCUUUAUAGUGUUGAAUUAGUAAAAAAUGUCACAUCAUGUUAUUUAAUUGAUUUAUGUGCUCUAUGUGGUGGAGAUAUAAAACGUGGUGUAUGUUUACCAGAAACUGGUUUAAGUAAAUGUCAAUGUUUUCAUAGUACUGAUUCAUUAAGACCGUACACGGGUGAAUUUUGUUAUCCCGCAGAACCUACAUUAACAUCAUCUUCACGUUGGAUACCAAUUGUUGUUGGAGUUUUAGCUGGUCUUGCUGGUUUAUUUUGUGCUAUUACAUGUUGUCUAUUGGCUUUAGCUGCUUGGCGUCGUCGAAGACGACAUCGCCCUGACGAUGAUGAAUUACGAAUUCGUCGUAUUUGGCAUUUACCAAGAGCACAAGUACCAGCAACUGUUACUGCUGAAAAUGUUCAAACAUAUUUAAAUAGUGCUGCAUCUUCUUUAAAAACAACAUCAAGUGUACCUGAAGAUUCUACAUUAAGUAGUGAUCGUUCAACAUAUCGAACAACUUAUGAUUACGAUCCAAAUGGAACUGUAAAUAGUGAAUUUUUUAAACAGCUCGAUCAAAAUAUGGGUGCAAAAUUACGUGCAACAAUAGCAAGACCUGAUAUAAAUGCUGUUUUAUCAAGUUUACCAACUUUAACAACAUCACAAUCAUUGUCGUCAUCAGCAUCUAUAACAUCAAAUAGUGACGAUCCAAUUGAUGAACUUGAUGCUAUUAUUGAUGAUGAAGAUAUUACAAUGACAUUUCAUGAUCCAUUAGAUGAUCUUUUUCAAGAUAAUGAAAUGCUUGAAGUUAUUAAUCCGAAUUUAAAAUUACCACGUCCACAAAUUGAUUCAAAACCAACAGGUCUUUUUUCGGUAAGAUAUCUUGUUGUUUUUCUUAUUCGUCAUUUAUCUAUUAUAUAA
Molecule: messenger RNA, 6522 nt
Organism: Rotaria sp. Silwood2
Lineage: Eukaryota; Metazoa; Rotifera; Eurotatoria; Philodinida; Philodinidae
Source: the annotation of a GenBank genome assembly